Owenia fusiformis is the source of this 1088-nucleotide messenger RNA. The record is from the annotation of a GenBank genome assembly. NCBI's taxonomy places the organism in Eukaryota, Metazoa, Annelida, Polychaeta, Sabellida, Oweniidae.
AUGGCUGCACAAGAGGAGACUAUGAUGUUGGAGAGAGGAGCAGAUUACCUGUUUGUUUGUGCAGAAUUCAAUCUAGCCAGACAUGCAUUUAAAGAUGCCAUCGAUGACUACGACGAUGCCAUUCAGCGAUAUAAGAACAGCGCAAUACCCGCAUGGAAGAAGUACUCCAAGGCUGUAAAAGGUUUGAUCAAAGCUACUCAUAGUUGGGCAAAACAUGUCAGUCGCAAGAUCCAAGUGUACUCGAUGCCGUUCAGCAAGCGAAGGAGGAAGCGAAGGAGGAAGCCAAAUCAUUCAUCUCAAGCUCCCCGCACAAUUACGAUGACUAUAUCAAACAAUGCCUCGAGGAGUGCGGCAUGAACAUAGACUAAUGUAGUAUACAUGUGCGUAGACUUACUAGUAAGGUACUUAUGCAGACUAAAUCAAUUACCAAGAGAUAUGAUGAUGUAUCAAAGCUAUCUUUGAGAACAUAACUUUGUUUGUAUAUAUGAGUCUACAGCUUUCUUCCAGAGAAUGCUUUUUAUGUCAUUAUGAGUCUGUAUAUGCUUGGACUUAACCAGGGUGGGCCAAAAGCACGUUUAUAUUUUACUUCAAUAUUUUUUCGAAAACACAUGGAUUUCGAUAUAUGUUUUUGCAGGGAGUGCAGAAAUCACCUUCCCAAUUGUUUCUGAAAUGGGAUAAAUAAAUCUUUAGAGGGAUUCUGAUUAAUAAAGAUAAACUGGAACAAGCAGUUAGUUUAGCCAUGCUUCAAAUUAUAGUACCGAUUGACAUUAUAUUGUUCUCGAUGCCAGAUGUCAGAUAUCACGUAUGAGUUGGGAUUUUCAAUGUAUUCUAAAAUUAUUUUCAGACAAAAUAGAAUAUUAGAAGUAUCAUGAGACAUAUAAGUAAGAAAAACUGAGACUAAGCACAAACACUAAAAGGUGGUUUUGAAAAAUGUGUCUGUACAUGGAAAUCUAUUCCGAGUUCUUAUUUGUACUAAAGAAAAUCAGUAUGGUGCUUGAUUGGGCCCACGCAUUAAAUAACUUGUUUUUUCAAUGUCCUUCAAGACUCAUAUUAAUACUUUGCUAAUGUUCCUAGCCAAAAAGAGAUCU